Molecule: messenger RNA, 3360 nt
Organism: Diplodia corticola
Lineage: Eukaryota; Fungi; Ascomycota; Dothideomycetes; Botryosphaeriales; Botryosphaeriaceae
Product: chromatin remodelling complex atpase chain isw1
Exons: 4
Coding region: 1-3360 (1119 amino acids)
Biological process (GO): regulation of transcription by RNA polymerase II; nucleosome organization
Cellular component (GO): nucleus; chromatin
Molecular function (GO): ATP hydrolysis activity; DNA binding; ATP-dependent chromatin remodeler activity
Source: RefSeq, a predicted model, not a curated record
AUGGCGCCCUCGCGCAGUCGCAACUCUGAAGUCGCCUCGACCACCGACGUGUCCAUGAUCGACGCUCCCGACGCGACUGACGACUACACCCCCGACCCGCAGGAUACCCCCGACUACACGGACUCGGACUCAAACCUCAACACCGCCACGCCCAGCGAAGCGGGUGAUGCAGCUCCCGCAGACGGUCGCAGGCGUCGCUCUGAGGCUCUGCAGCUCCGCAAGAGCGUACUGGGCAAGAAGCAUGACCGUCUAGGCGAAUCCAAGGAAGAUGAUUCCAUCCGUCGAUUCCGCUACCUGCUCGGCCUCACCGACCUGUUCCGCCACUUCAUCGACUCAAGUCCCAACCCCCGUAUCAAGGAGAUCAUGGCCGAGAUCGACCGCCAGAACGAGGAGGAGGCCCACAGGGCGGCCAAGGGACACGCGCGCAAGGGCGGCGCUGGCGGUGACCGUCGCAGGAGAACUGAAAAGGAGGAGGAUGCCGAGUUGCUUCGUGAAGAAAAACAUGGUGGCUCCAGUGACUUGACCGUCUUCCGCGAGUCGCCUCCAUACAUCCAGGGUGUGAUGAGGGACUACCAGAUCGCCGGCUUGAAUUGGCUUAUUUCUCUCCAUGAGAACGGUAUUUCCGGCAUCCUUGCCGAUGAGAUGGGUCUCGGAAAGACGCUCCAGACCAUUUCCUUCAUCGGUUAUCUCCGCUUUGUCCGCGGCAUCAAUGGCCCCCAUCUCGUCGCCGUACCGAAGUCCACCCUCGAUAACUGGAAGAGAGAGUUUGAGAGGUGGAUUCCCGAAGUCAAUGUCCUCGUCUUGCAGGGCCAGAAGGACGAGCGUCAGCAGCUCAUCAACGAGCGCCUUGUGGACGAGGGCUUCGACGUCUGCAUCACCAGUUAUGAGAUGAUUCUAAGGGAAAAGUCGCACCUGAAGAAGUUUGCAUGGGAGUAUAUCAUCAUCGACGAAGCCCAUCGUAUCAAGAACGAGGAGUCUUCGCUUGCUCAGAUCAUCCGUGUCUUCAACUCCCGGAAUCGGCUAUUGAUCACCGGAACCCCGCUGCAGAACAACCUGCACGAACUGUGGGCUCUUCUCAACUUCUUGAUGCCUGACAUCUUCGGCGACUCCGAUGCCUUCGACCAGUGGUUUUCUGGCUCCUCGGAAGAUCAGGAUACCGUUGUGCAACAGCUUCACAAGGUCCUGCGUCCCUUCUUACUCCGUCGUGUCAAGAGUGAUGUGGAGAAGAGCUUACUGCCGAAAAAAGAGGUCAACCUGUACAUUGGCAUGUCGGAAAUGCAAGUCCAGUGGUACAAGAAGAUUUUGGAAAAGGACAUUGAUGCUGUCAACGGCGCUGGCGGCAAGAAGGAGUCGAAGACUCGUCUAUUGAAUAUUGUUAUGCAGCUGAGGAAGUGCUGUAACCACCCCUACUUGUUUGACGGAGCGGAGCCUGGCCCCCCGUACACUACCGACGAGCAUCUGGUCAACAAUGCGGCGAAGAUGGUCAUGCUCGACAAGUUGCUGAAGCGCAUGUUCGCCCAGGGCAGCCGCGUUCUGAUUUUCUCGCAGAUGAGCCGUCUGUUGGACAUUCUGGAAGAUUAUUCCGUUAUGAGAGGCUACCAGUACUGCCGUAUCGACGGUUCCACUGCUCACGAGGACCGCAUCGCUGCCAUUGACGAGUACAACAAGCCCAACUCGGAGAAGUUUUUGUUCCUGCUCACCACUCGCGCCGGCGGCCUUGGUAUCAACCUUACGUCCGCGGACAUCGUCGUUCUGUUUGACAGCGAUUGGAACCCCCAGGCUGAUCUCCAGGCUAUGGACCGCGCCCACCGUAUCGGACAGACCAAGCAAGUUGUGGUAUUCAGGUUCGUCACGGAGAACGCUAUCGAGGAAAAGGUUCUCGAACGUGCUGCGCAGAAGCUCCGUCUGGACCAGCUCGUUAUUCAGCAGGGUCGUGCUCAGCAACCUGCUAAGGCUGCUCAGUCGAAGGAAGAGUUGCUGAACAUGAUCCAGCACGGUGCCGAGAAGGUUUUCCAGAGCAACAGUGGCACCGGUGUUUUUGGUGAGGACACCACCGACGACGACAUCGAUGCUAUUCUGAAGCGUGGCGAGGAGCGUACUGCGAUGUUGAGCGCAAAAUACGAGAAGCUCGGCAUCGAUGACCUGCAGAACUUUACCAGCGACUCUGCGUAUGAGUGGAACGGCCAAAACUUUGUCAACAAGAAGAAAGAAAUUGGCAUAAACUGGAUUAACCCCUCGAAGCGUGAGAGGAAAGAGCAGUCCUACUCGAUGGAUAAGUACUACCGCCAGGCUUUGAUGACUGGCGGUCGGACGGCGGACACCAAGCCGAAGAUUCCGAGAGCGCCCAAGCAAAUUCAGAUCCACGACUAUCAAUUCUUCAACCCUCGUCUGCAGGAGCUGCAGGACAAGGAGACUGCCUGGUACCGCAAGGAAAACAACAUCAAGGCUCCUCUUCCGGAGGGUGAAGAAUCAGAGAUGGAGGCUCGUCUGGCAGAACAGGAGUUGGAUCAGAAGGAGAUCGAUGAUGCCGAGCCACUGACUGAGGCGGAGAAGGAGGAGAAGGACCGCCUGGCAGCAGAAGGUUUCGCCGACUGGAACAGACGCGACUUCCAGCAGUUCAUCAAUGGAUCUGCCAAGUAUGGCCGGAAGAACUACCAGAUGAUCGAGGACGAAGUGGACGGCAAGACGGCGGAUGAAAUUGAGGCUUACGCGAAGGUCUUCUGGAAGAAGUUCAAGGACAUUGCCACGUGGGAGAAGUAUGUUACCUCAAUCGAGGAAGGUGAGGAGCGUCUCAAGAAGAUUGAGCGCCAGCGCCAGCUUCUCCGCAAGAAGUUGGCCAUGUACCGCGCGCCGCUCCAGCAACUCAAGCUGAACUACUCGGUCUCAACCACAAACAAGAAGGUCUACACGGAAGAGGAGGAUCGGUUCCUGCUUGUGAUGUUGGACAAGUAUGGCGUAGACUCCGAGGGCAUCUACGAGCGCAUCCGCGAUGAAGUUCGCGAGUCUCCUCUGUUCCGCUUCGACUGGUUCUUCCUCAGCCGUACUCCUGUUGAGAUCAGCCGUCGCUGCAACACCCUCUUGACGACAGUUGUCAGGGAAUUCGAUGGCGAUGGCGGAAAGGCCACCAACGGCACGGGCAAGGGCGGCAAGAGAGGUGCGGAGGACGAGGACGAGGACGAGAGCGAAGAGGACACUCCGGCUAAGAAGAAGGCAAAGAACGGCGUGAAGAAUAAGGCACUGGACAGCGUUCGCGGUGGCAGCAAGUCAGCAUCAGCAUCAGCCUCGCGUGCAAGCAGCGUUGUGUCGAACGGCUCUGCCACCACAUCCAAGGGCAGUAAGGCUAAGGGCAAGAAGAAAUAA